AUGAGUUACUCUACUUCAAAUGUAGUCGACAACUCCGAACUUGUACUGACGAAAAUUGUGUUAUACUACCCACGAGGAUUGGGUCAGAACUAUUCAACUGCUGUAAACCUCAACUUCUCGAAUUUGCAGAGAGGCCCCUCCAGAACUAGAGUUUUAAGCAUCGGGACCGGGAAUGGAGGAUUGGGACAAACUAAUCCCCAUGGAGUUGGCAACAGAGACGGCGGCGUCAUCAUCGACCAUGGCUCGCGCCGUAAGGAAUCAAACCUCAUGCUGAAUGAGUUUGUGGACAUGUUUAGGGAGAGAACUGGGUAUGCUAUAGUGGAGCCUGCUCACAUGGAGUUGGCAGACCCUUCAAUUCAAGACGUGUUCAAUUCGUGUGUUGAACAAGGUGCCAAUCGUGUUAUUGUGAGCCCCUUUUUCCUCUUACCAGGAAGACAUUGGAAGCAGGACAUACCAUCUCUAACAGCUGAAGCUGCAAAGGAGCAUCCUGGUGUGUCAUAUAUGGUGACCGCGCCUCUAGGUCUCCACCCGCUACUUGUGGAUGUUAUGAAUGACAGAAUCAAUCACUGCUUGAGCCAUGUUGCUGGAGAUGCAAGUGAGUGUGCUGUUUGUGUUGGAACAGGCAAAUGGCAGCUCCAUUGAUUCAUGCAAGUUCAUACCAAAACAGUAUGGGGUAAGGCACCAUUUCACUUUCGAAACCAAGUGAUCUUGCAACUUGGAUAGCCAUAUAUAGA
Rosa chinensis is the source of this 734-nucleotide messenger RNA. RefSeq names its product sirohydrochlorin ferrochelatase, chloroplastic-like. The record is from RefSeq and is a predicted model, not a curated record. The transcript is spliced from 6 exons. The coding region runs from base 1 to 642 and encodes 213 amino acids. NCBI's taxonomy places the organism in Eukaryota, Viridiplantae, Streptophyta, Magnoliopsida, Rosales, Rosaceae. Gene Ontology annotation, molecular function: lyase activity.